GAACGCAGCAUGUCGUCGAACGCGGAAGUAGGCGUAGGCGCUGUGAUGAGCAUGAUGGCUCGGCUAGAACAGGAACCUAAAGCAACUGUGAAUAAGUAUGCUGCAGAACAGGUAUUUUUGAGGAACGGCAUUUUCAACGCUGCAUUGAACACGACUUGGUAAAAAGUAAGUAUGGAAAUCUUGACAAACAGAUGCCGCAGUCAGAUAGUAUGACAUCGUAGUAUAGGUGAGGCACCUAUUUGACUGUAUUCGUGAAAUAACCAGUCUUAAAAAGGCAAACAUGAUUAUGAAUGGAAGUUCUGCAGUAACUGUUUUAAUGUUAAGCCAAUUCUAAGACAGCAUGGCCGAUUCAGCUUAAAAUAAAUACAUCGAAAGGAAAUGUAUGCACUCAAGAGACACCCCGUACACUUCUUCAAACCACUGUAACUACAUAGAUUCCUCUAAAUUCACUGUGGGGGAUGCCUUGAUAACCUGUAUGGUGUUAAGUUUUCCAUGACAUAUUUGACUUUUUCUGCAAUCAUGUAUAUCAUGUUGUAAAAUACAUAUUAUGUUUACAGGCCAUGUCUCAGAAGGAAUUGAAGGAAGCAUUUGUCAGUAACCUAAAUGGGACCAGUCUGCAGGAGGUGGCCCUGGGCUCCAUCCUCGCUCCAGUGUGCCUCAUCAACAGAGGACUCAUUUUAAUCCUCUACUAUCAAGCCAGAAAGACUCUUCCUCUGCCACUUUCACUGAUCUCUCACCUACUACUUGACUUUUUAGCGCUUAUCCUCCCCCUCGUGCUGUCAUGCACCGUCAUGAGCAGCAUCCUCCACCAAGUCAUCAUCGGCCUCAGCCUUGUUACACUUUGUCUGAUUUGCUAUAUCUAUUGUAAAAACAAGCGCCCACAGAACACAGUCAGCAGUUUUCUUCAGAGUCAUGUUCAGUUUAAGCAGGUGCCCUUUGUGACCAUAUUCAGAGUGUUAGUAAAUGUGAAAACAUCCAUCAGCAUUCUUGCAGUAGACUUUGACAUUUUCCCAAGACGAUAUGCUAAAACUGAAACCUAUGGGACAGGUGUGAUGGACUUUGGUGUUGGGGCAUAUAUUUUUGCGAAUGCUCUUGUCUGUCCAGAGGCACGAGGGAAAAACUUCUCAGGAUCCAGGAUUAAUCAUAUAAAAAAGCAGCUCCUGUCUGUGUGGCCGCUGGUUGUUCUUGGUAUGGGAAGGCUUGUUAGCUUGAAAAUGACCGGCUACCAUGAGCAUGUGAAAGAGUACGGGGUCCACUGGAACUUUUUCUUCACACUUGCCAUCGUCAGAGUUGUGGUAUCUUUGCUUUUGGCUGUUUUGCCAGCCUGUCACUCAUGGGUCUAUGCAGUUCUGAUCAGUGGGUUUUAUCAGUUUGUUCUGGAGACAUCAGAGCUGAAAGCCUUCAUUCUUUACAACAAUGACAGAGAAAAAGACUUUCUGCAUGCUAACAAGGAGGGCAUCUUCUCUGUUGUGGGAUAUGUAGCCAUCUACAUGGCAGGAGUUCAGGUUGGACUCUAUGUCAUGCAGCCUAGAUCACAGGUUAGACAGUGGCUGAAAGUUUUCUUCAACCUGUUGCUUGCAUGCUCUGUCCUGUUCGCUGCCUUGUGGACAUGUCAGACCCUUGUAGAGCCAGUGUCUCGCUGCAUGGCUAAUUUACCUUUCUUUAUCUGGAGUGUUGCCCAGUCUUUGUUUUUUCUUUCCUGCAUCGGUAUUGCUGAUAUGGUUUUGCUGUUUUCCAAAAAAACAUCAGGCUGUCAUCUUGUUCCCUCAUCCUGGAAUUUGGAUAAAAAACAGUCGGACUCUGAGAAAAAGACUGAAGAAAUGGAGGGACUCUGCCUUGUUCAAGCUGUCAGCAGGAAUCAGUUGUUAUUUUUCCUGCUUGCAAAUGUCAUGACAGGAUUGACCAACUCUGUAGUGGACACACUUAGCAGUAGCAGUUUGUUUUCAGUGUGUGUUUUGCUGCUGUACAUGUUCAUGAAUAGCUUUAUUAUUUAUCUUUUACAUGUUUGUGAAAUCACUUUAAAAUUCUGGUGAAUUUGUACCUGCAAAACCAUAAGAUUACUGUGUUGCUUGAUUAUUGUUAAAAGGCCUUAAUAACUCUCAUCAUGUAAGGAAAUAUUUGAAAAUUGAGAACCUGUAAAAUAUGAAAAUGAUCUGUAUCAAUUAAUACACUACUGUAUAUACUUUUUUGUUGGGAAUAAACACACUUUUAUUACUUAC
Messenger RNA from Xyrichtys novacula (pearly razorfish), 2219 nucleotides. NCBI's taxonomy places the organism in Eukaryota, Metazoa, Chordata, Actinopteri, Labriformes, Labridae. The record is from the annotation of a GenBank genome assembly.